UGUAAUACUUAUUACGUUGCUUCUAUUCAUUCAUUUGGCAGACUCCACAGCUUGUGUAAAACAGUAGCAAUGACUGUAGGUCUUGAUGAGAGGAAGAAUUUUAUUUUGUCCACUGCAGGGAACUAUUUUCAACAAUCUUCCCCAUCUGACCAAGAUGAAGGCUUGUGGAAGAAUGAUUUCUUGAACGACUUCCUUGAAGACGCAGGCUGUUUUAUUCUGACGGUGCAGAGCAAGGAAGAUUCUAGCCUAUGUUUCAGCAACAAGCUGCCACCUGGCGAGGGAAAGGAGAUAGUCCUGGUGUUCUUCAAAAUCCGACCUGAAGCAGUGACCGAGGAGAACAUGCGUCAAACCGUGUUCGUAGUCUCUAUGCCGGACUCUCCCGUAGUGGCACUCUAUUACACCGUACAGCGGAUAUUCGCUCCAACUCUUCUAAAGGACGAACAGCUGGAGCCAGGGUGUGGACCCAAGGCUACAGUCGAUGUUGACGGAGUUGGAGGCAAGUCUGCGCUGUGUGGUGCUGCGUACACAAGACCAGUCCAUCUCUCCUUCAGCCAGCCUAGCUGGGACAGGGAAAAAGAGAGGCAGAGGAAAUUCAGAAAACAACUAGUCAAAGGACUAGUUGGUAAUGUAAGAAACUCGAAAAAACGGGGAAGACCGUCAGACAUGCAAGAUGACGAAAGACUGAACGAGAUUAUGACUGUGGAGGACGAGCUGCAGUUUUGGAAAGGAUGUUGGAACCAGGCGAGAAAGAAAAUUGACCAAGAACGAGCUAAAGGUUUUACAGAAGCACUGGAGCCGUUAGCUACAGCCUUCAGGCAGCUGGACAGGAUGGAAUUACCAGAGGCUGAGGAUGUGCUGGAGACAGCGCACGUGGUGCUGGACGAUCUCUGGAAGCUGGACGAGUUCCAGUACCCACAGCAGAGGAUGGAACAUCUCAUGGAGGUCAUUGGUAAAACUGUAACGCGGUUCAUACAACAGAAAACAAAGUCGGAAAACAUUUGGGAAGGAGAUUUUAUCGAAGUGGAAGCCAAACUGUUGAUGUGUCUCGGCUCGUGUAACAAGUGGAUCCAGACCUGCGAGCGACUCACCACACUGUUCUGGCCCAACUAUUCACUUCACCGAUGGUCCGGUCUCUGCCCUACCGGCCCGUACACAUUUCUAGAUUUUACAUGCGACUUGAAGAGAGUAAUUUAUGAACACCCUGUAUCACGUUUGCAAUUCCACGUGUGCUCGAUCACAAUGAUUUUGAACAUACGCACGGUGGACAGACAGCUGACUAAGUUGCUUUCUCCAACAGAACAAGCCCAGUUAGAUACUUCUGCCAAUUUUAACCCAUUCUCAGGUGUGAAUGCUGUCCAGUACAACCCGUACACAGAGCCGAUGUGGCAAGCCGCAGUGCGCCAGUUCGAACUACACAUCCAGCCUGCGGAAGAGAGGGUCGCUGCCAAACUCAAGCAUCAGCUCAGAAACGCCAAUCUGAACACACUUCAGUUGAUGGCCGAGUUUAAGCGGUAUCAAGAGGUGAUGCAGCGUCCGGCGAUACAGAAGGCGCUGGUGGCAGAGAGGGAAACCCUGUUAUCUCAGCUACAAGACUAUGUAGCCAGUGUUCAAGUAGAACCGGAUGACUCUCACCUGCGUCUGGUGGACAUGCCCCCAGUGGUCAGCAGACUCUACUGGGUGCGACAACUUGAGGCUAAGAUAAACGAAGUAGACAAACUGACAGAGGCGAUCCUCAGCGACCUUGGCGGAUUCCCUGUGAUGAAGAGGGCCCUCGACCACCUGAAGGAUGAACUGAAGGCUUACCACACAGAACAGUUUGACACCUGGACCAGGGACACUGGAAACGCUAUAAAAAACCGAACCUUGGGGCUGAAGACAGAUGAGCCGGUAGUCCAUUUCGAGCAAGGCAAGCUGAUGCACGUAAACUACAACCCUGCGCUGGUGGGGCUGGUGCAGCAAGUGAGGCAGAUCUCAGUGAUGGGCUACAGUGUGCCCCUGCCCAUCCAGGAUGCAGCCGAGCUAGCCAGGCAGUUCAUGAUACAAGCUCGGGCAUUGCAGCAGGUGGCCACUUUCCACAACACCAUAGGUGACAGAAUGAUCGCGUCCCAGCGGCCGAUGAUGCUGGCCGCAGCCAUGGAGCUGGCGCAGCUGGUCAGGGAGCAGCACACCGUAACCUGGAGCAACACCACUGCCGUGGACACGUACAUCAGCAAGCUGCAAGCCACCGUGGAUCGGCUGUACCGUGAGAACAAUCGCCUUGCACUCUACCAUGGGCAGAUAGCCGACAAGGUCGUUGUGCUGAUGAGCACAGAUUUGCUGAGGUACCAGCAGCAUUGGAAGGACGGGCUAAGGGAGAUCCGGGAGUUGAUGGCUACUGUAGAAACCCAGUUCAGCAACAUGAAAUCCUGGAGGGUCCACUGGGACCAUCAAAUAUACAAGGCUCUGGAACACCAAUAUCAGCUUGGGCUGGAGGCUUUGAACCAACAUAUGCCUGAGAUCAAGGUGGAUAUUGUCUACAGACAGCAGAGGCUGCAGCUAAGUCCUCCUCUAGAAGAACUCCGCAUGAAGUACUACGGACAACUGAAGCGCUUCAUGAGCAUUCCUCUCAGUUUCCGCGGAGUCUGUGACACAUCUAUCUUCCCGUCAAUCGUAGAUCACAAUGCGCACAGAUUCGCUCGAGUGUACAAACGAGCAGAGCAACUGUUCGAGCGUCUGUCCGCGGCCUGCGCUGAGUGGGAGGACUCCGUGGCUCUCGGCUCUGUGGACCUGGACAGUCUCUGCAGACAACACUUGACCACUGCCAACGACUGGGACGUUAACUUCCGAGCAUCCAAGGCUUGGAGCCAGGAAAUCGCCAAACUCAUAACGUCAGAGAGAAAGAUAGACUGCUUCACGCUGAAUGUGGGUCCUGUCUGUAAUGAGAUCGAGGCACACAAUCGCAGGUACUGGGACACGCUCGCCAGCAGCCUGUACGCGUCAGUGCUUGCUGAUGUGGCAAGUGUCGACAAGUUCGUGCAGGAAGCGCGCCGCACACUUCAGGUACAACCGCAGUCGCUGGAUCAGGUGGGGGAGGCCCACACUCACUACAUCGAGAUCACACAGAAGGCUCUACAGAUGCAAGAGGUCGUGGAGGAGGUCCAGAGAAAGAACAGGACUCUCGCCAGCUGGACCAAGGAGAAAAUAGAGCAAGUGUCCACUCUUACAGUGACUUGGGACAACUUUCAGUCGCAGCUGAGCAAUCAGCAGUACCUCAUUGGCAAACAGGUGGAGACGAUGAAGAACAACCUGAUGGCCAGUGUGGACAGUAUGGUGGCAGAGCUAGAGAGAUUCCAGUUGUGUUGGGAUCAACUGAAACCCAAAGAGGACUGUCUGACUACCAGCGACAUGCUACAGAGCGGUCUGGCAGCAAUACGGACCAAGCGAGCUGAAUGGGAUGUUCUGGUGGCGGCUGCCGAGAAACUCAGAGAUGAUCACAGCCAGUUCCAGAUGGUGGUGCCAGAGUUCCCGCAGUGUGCGCAGAUAGAGGCGGACCUCAGACACUACGAGGAGACCUGGGCACUGUUCGACAGCUUUAACACUGACAUUACGGAGAUGGCCAAGGAAGAGUGGAUAGUGUUCCGUGGCAAGAGCCAGACGAAGAUGUUGAAGUUCAUUGAUGAGUGGACGGAGAAGUUAGGGGAGACUCAGACAACAGCGCUGACGGUGAGGCUGCUGCAGGAGUUGGAGCAAUACAAGGAAAUGGUGCCAGCCCUGAAGUUACUCAAGGGAGAGGUUUUCAGUGAAAAACACUGGGUGGAGUUGUUCAACAUCAUUAAAGCUCCUUUCAAGCCCGUGGACCUUCUCACCUUCUCUGAUUUCCUUGAAGUUCGAGAGAACAUCAAAGCUAAUAUGGAUAAUCUUCAAGAGCUGAAUAGCAGGGCUGCCAGCGAAGUCGUGAUCAGGCAGGCUUUGGCGGAACUGGACAUCUGGGAGGUGGAGGCCAAGUUCUCUGUAACUGCCCACAUAGACUCCAGAGGCAGCACCUUACACCUUAUUAAACAUUUCACUGAUAUCAUGAGCAAGGUGGGAGACAACCAGUGCUUGUUGCAAUCCAUCAAAAGCUCUCCCAACUACGCCAACUUCCAGGACAGAGCCAGCCUCUGGGAGACCCGGCUGGCCGACUUGGAUAGCUUCCUGCGCAACCUCAACCUGAUACAGCGAAAGUGGGUGUACCUGGAGCCGAUAUUCGGUAGCGGAACACUGAAGAUUGAGCGCGGCAGGUUUGAGCGCGUGGACCGUGACUUGCGCUUGAUCCUGGGUGAUCUGAGCGCAGCGAACUACAGAGUGGUCAGCCUGUGCAGAGUCCCUCACCUCCACAACACUCUGCAGGUUCUGCUGCAGCAGCUCACACACUGCCAGAAGAGUCUGCUCGACUACCUGGAGGAGAAGCGGUUAAGAUUUCCGCGGUUCUACUUCCUGGGAGACGAGGACCUGUUGGAGAUCCUGGGCCAGGCCAACAAACAACACGUCAUCCAAUCUCACCUGAAGAAACUCUUCUCUGGAAUCCACACCGUCGUCUUCAGGGAGAAUACAAUCACCGCCAUGAGGUCGCUUCAGGGGGAGACUGUGGAGUUGUCUUCUGCCGUAGAGGUCACACAGGACAUUGAGGAAUGGCUGAGUUGCCUCAGCAAGGAGAUGAAGAAUACGCUAAAACAGCUGGUAAAGAAGUGUAUGCAGUCUCCGGACCCUGUGGAGUACCCGUCGCAAGUGUUGUGUCUGGCCGAGAGAGUCUCCUUCACAUCUCGCUGUGAGAAAGCUAUACAGUCUGCGACUCUCAGAGAACUCCAGGCGGCUCUCAAGAACCAGUUGGAACUGUACACCAAGUAUCAGUUGGACUCCAUCAGCCAAGGGGACACAGACUCGGCUGUCCUCGAGUUGAAACUGAAGGCUCUGCAGCUGGAUGUAAUAUACCACUUGAGCGUUGUAAAGGAGCUCCUGGAAUCUGGAGUCUCCAGUCUGGAUGAUUGGCACUGGCAGCGUCGUCUCAGGUUCUACAUGAGACAAGACGGGCUGGUCGUUGCCCGGAUGGUGGACGCGGAAUUUGUCUAUUCGUAUGAGUACCAAGGCAACGCUGCCAAGCUCGUCCACACCCCUCUCACAGACAAAUGUUACCUUACCUUGACUCAGGCCAUGAGCAUGGGUCUCGGAGGGAAUCCCUAUGGACCAGCAGGCACGGGCAAAACAGAGUCCGUCAAGGCUUUGGGAGGCCUGUUAGGUCGCCAGGUCCUUGUCUUCAACUGUGAUGAGGGUAUCGACGUGCAGUCUCUGACUCGCAUCCUGGUGGGGCUUGUCAAAUGUGGAGCCUGGGGAUGUUUUGAUGAGUUCAACCGCCUGGAGGAGGCUACUCUCUCAGCGAUAUCCAUGCAGAUCCAUCCUAUCCAGGAGGCAUUGCGUAACGCUGCACCUAGUGUGAACCUGCUAGGACAGGAGGUUGCAGUGGACAGCAAUACGGGAAUAUUUGUGACCUUGAACCCAGCUGGACAAGGGUACGCUGGGAGGCAGAAGUUGCCUGACAACCUGAAGCAGCUGUUUCGUCCAGUAGUGAUGUCCCGGCCUGAUGACACCCUGAUAGCACAGGUUAUCCUGCACUGCGAAGGCUUCCGUCACGCACACGUCAUCGGAGCCAAACUGGUGAUCCUUUUCGACUUGGCGAGAAAGCUACUAUCCAAACAGCAACACUAUGACUGGGGUCUGCGAGCUCUCAAGACAGUAGUGGGCGGAUGUGGCAGUGCCCUCAGAGAUGCAAGACUCAGCAAUGCAGACGUUGACUCUGUGCAGAGCGAGAUGACACUGGCAGUGAGGGCCUUGCGCCUCAACACUCUUUCCAAGCUGACUGCCUCCGACUGUCACAGUUUCGACGGUCUGGUGGCAGACAUGUUCCCUGGAGUAGCGUUCGAAUCCAACACUCAUGACCAACUCACACAAGCCCUCCGGGACACGUGCCAAGAGUUAAACUUGGUCUACAACUCUCGUCAGGUGCGUAAAUGUGUAGAACUCCAUGAGCAGUUGAAACAGAGAAUGGGCGUAGUGGUUGUGGGACCCUCGGGUUCCGGCAAAUCCUCUCUCAUAAAACUUCUGAGAAAUGCUCUAGGCAAAAUGGGUGUGGUGGUGAGGCAGCACACUAUCAACGCCAAGGCUCUGUCUCAUACUCAACUGCUGGGUAGUAUAGACCUGGACACCAGACAAUGGGUGGAUGGAGUAUUAAGCACUACAGCUCAGGCUGUCUACUCACAACCCACAGAUGUGGAAUGCUGGAUAGUGUUUGACAGCGAUGUGGAUCCAGAAUGGGUGGAGUCACUGAACUCUGUGUUGGAUGACAACCGGCUGCUGACUCUGCCCUCUGGUUGGAGGAUACAGUUCGGUCCAAAUGUUCACUUUCUGUUCGAAACCCACGACCUGAGUCACGCCUCUCCUGCAACCGUCUCACGCAUGGGCAUGAUCCUCCUCAGUUGUGAUGACGUGGAUCGGAAGGACCUGGUGGAAGCUUGGUUGCUCUCUCAAUCUCCAGACAUUGUAGGCAUUCUCAGCCAGUACAUUGACGAGUAUUUCUAUCAAGGUGUGGACUGGGUGCUGGAGCAAGGCCAGAUGGUGGUGCCUAGUUCCCCUGUGGCCUUAGUGAAGAGUGGUCUGUCGCACAUGGCUGGUGUUGUGACUAGGGCUCAGUUCACCGUUUCCUUGGUCAACGGGUUAGCCACUAACCUGACGGAUUCCAGCAGGCAGCUGUUUUGCAAGCAGGUUUUGGAAUGGACAGGGGAGUUCAUGGCUGCUUCACCAUCAGCAGACUGGAUGCAGUAUGAUGAACGCCGUGACUGCGUUGAUGUGUUCACGGACCAGGGUUUGGUUGAGGGCCAAGGACUCGUACUGACAGCUCAGCUCUGCUUUGCAGCGAAUGUCCUUAGUUCCUGGCUGCUCACCCACAGACCGUUUAUCCUUAUUGGGCCUCAUGGGUGCGGAAAAAGUUUGCUGCUGGACCAUUGUUUCUCCAAGCUGCGCAGUGUAGAAGUGGCCACCGUGCAUUGCAGUGCCCAGAUAUCUCCUCAUCACAUUCUACAGAAGCUGUCUCAACUCUGCAUGGUCGUGACCAGUAGCAGUGGGAGAGUCUAUCGUCCAGCUCGCACAGAACAUCUUAUCUUACAUCUGAAGAACGUUAACUUGGUCACCAGAGACAAGUGGGGUUCCAACAUGCUGAUGGCCUGGCUGCAACAGGUGUUGACCUACGGAGGUUUUUAUGACACAGACCUGGAGUGGGCCGGCCUGGAGGGGGUUCAGUUUGUAUUCAGCUUAUCCUCCAGUGAGGCCAUCAGUCCUCGGUUCUUGGCUCUGAACCUCGUCUACAGCCUCAGUUGUCCAGGCCAAGCGGAGCUCAAGACGAUCUACAGAGAGAUGACCAGAUCUAUACUGCCAACCAGCAAGAACACUAAGAUGGCCUCCACCCUGGCUAAUACCAUGGUCAACAUUUACUUAGAGAUCCAGCAGAAGUUGAGCGGCUCCCAGCACGUCCACUAUGUGUUCACACCUGCAGAUCUGACCAGCUGGUGUCACGGUCUGCUCAGAUAUCCUCUGUCAGACAACCAGUGUGUUAUUGAGGUGAGUGUCCCAGCACGUCCACUAUGUGUUCACACCUGCAGACCUGACCAGCUGGUGUCACGGUCUGCUCAGAUACCCUCUGUCAGACAACCACACGUCCACUAUGUGUUCACACCUGCAGACCUGACCAGCUGGUGUCACGGUCUGCUCAGAUAUCCUCUGUCAGACAACCAGUGUGUUAUUGAGCACGUCCACUAUGUGUUCACACCUGCAGACCUGACCAGCUGGUGUCACGGUCUGCUCAGAUAUCCUCUGUCAGACAACCAGUGUGUUAUUGAGGUGAGUGUCCCAGCACGUCCACUAUGUGUUCACACACCUGCAGACCUGACCAGCUGGUGUCACGGUCUGCUCAGAUAUCCUCUGUCAGACAACCAGUGUGUUAUUGAGGUGAGUGUCCCCAGCACGUCCACUAUGUGUUCACACCUGCAAAACCUGACGAGCUGGUGUCACGGUCUGCUCAGAUACCCUCUGUCAGACAACCAGUGUGUUAUUGAGCACGUCCACUAUGUGUUCACACCUGCAGACCUGACCAGCUGGUGUCACGGUCUGCUCAGAUAUCCUCUGUCAGACAACCAGUGUGUUAUUGAGCACGUCCACUAUGUGUUCACACCUGCAGACCUGACCAGCUGGUGUCACGGUCUGCUCAGAUAUCCUCUGUCAGACAACCAGUGUGUUAUUGAGCACGUCCACUAUGUGUUCACACCUGCAGACCUGACCAGCUGGUGUCACGGUCUGCUCAGAUAUCCUCUGUCAGACAACCAGUGUGUUAUUGAGGUGAGUGUCCCAGCACGUCCACUAUGUGUUCACACCUGCAGACCUGAGUGUCACGGUCUGCUCAGAUAUCCUCUGUCAGACAACCAGUGUGUUAUUGAGGUGAGUGUCCCAGCACGUCCACUAUGUGUUCACACCUGCAGACCUGACCAGCUGGUGUCACGGUCUGCUCAGGUAUCCUCUGUCAGACAACCGGUGUGUAUUGAGCACGUCCACUAUGUGUUCACACCUGCAGAUCUGACCAGCUGGUGUCACGGUCUGCUCAGAUAUCCUCUGUCAGACAACCAGUGUGUUAUUGAGGCUCUGCUGUACGAAGCCAUGAGACAGUUUGGGGACAAGCUUGUCUCAGACCAGGAUAGACAGACUGUUGCUGAAAUACUGUCUCAGGUCCUGGACCGGGAGUUCAACCUUCGAGUCGGCUUUGAGCCCCUUAGAGAUGUGCUGUUUGUCAGCGAGCCACCAGGGACUCUGGACGGCCCCAUGUUGAGAGUCACCACAGCCGAUGGCUCCUCUAUUGUAGAAAGGACUCUCAACCAACUUGGACAAAACGACGUGCUGGUGUUGCCGGAGCUGGUGCAGCUGGUGGCGAGAGUGGGGAGGGUGCUGAGCGCAAGUGGUGGACACCUACUUCUGGUGGGGCGAGCCGGGGUGGGGCGCAAGACAGCUGUCAAUGUGGCAGCAGCUCGCCAGGGAGCUACAGUCCACUCGCCCAACCUCACUCACUCGUACUCUAUCUCUCACUUCAAGACUGACCUUAAGAAUGCGAUGCAGUUGGCAGCAGUGGAGGGGGAACAGGUCUACUUAGUACUGGAGGACUAUCAGCUGAUUCAUGCAGAGUUCCUGGACUUGAUCAACAGCCUACUAUCUUCCGGAGAGGUCCCCGGUUUGUACCAAGCGGAAGAGCUGGAGGCUACAGCUGCCGUUUUGAAGGAUGCAGCUGCUCAGACCAACUUUGAUGGGAACAUCUCUCAGUACUUUGCCUCAAGAGUCCAGAAGAAUCUGCAUGUUGUGCUUGUGCUGGAAUCCAACCACGACAACUUUUCGAGCUACUGUCUUCAGAACCCUGCCUUGCUCAAGUGUUGCACUGUUCUUUGGGUGGACAACUGGUGUCAAGAUACCAUGGCUUCGGUUCCUCGCACUAUGAUUUCAAAGUUAAAGGGCCCAGUGAGUGAUGACAUGUUCAACCUGGUCGACAUGUUCAGACAUGUUCACGUCAACUGUUCAGAUGUCUCUGAGUGCUCUCCCCGUCGGUUCCUUUCCUUCGUCCAGUUGUACCUCCACAUCUACGAGUCCAGGGUUACCAACAUUGUGGAUACCCAGGCCAAGCUGCAGGCAGGAGUGUCGAAGUUGACGGCAGCCAGACAGAUGGUGGACACACUCAAGCUGGAAGCUGCCCAACAAGGGAAGUUACUGGCCGAGAAGCAAGCCAAGGCCACGGCCGCUCUGGAGAUGAUCACACAGACGAUGACUAAUGCCAACGCACACCGUGGCGACAUGGACCAACUCAAGAUCCAAACCGAGAAGGAGAACAACAUGCUUCAAAUCAGGAAGAAAGAAAUAGAGGCGGAGUUGGCUGAGAUCGAGCCACUGAUAGAGGAGGCGAGAGCUGCGGUGGGGAACAUCAAAUCCGAGUCUUUGUCCGAGAUCAGGAGCCUGCGGGCACCACCAGAGGUGAUUCGGGAUAUCCUGGAGGGGGUCCUGAGACUGAUGGGCAUCCAGGACACGUCAUGGAACAGCAUGAAGACCUUCCUGGCCAAGCGAGGCGUCAAAGAAGACAUCAGAUGUUUCGAUGCACGCAACAUCAGUCCAGACAAUCGGGAGAGUGUGGAGGUGCUGUUGUCUGAACGGAGGGACUCUUUCAACGCCAAGACCGCAAAGCGAGCAUCACAAGCCGCUGCCCCCCUGGCGGCUUGGGUCACGGCCAAUGUCAAGUUCUCCCAUGUGCUGGAGAAGAUCAGACCACUGGAAAGGGAGCAGGCUAACCUGCACAGGAACUUGAAGCUGGCGGAGGAGCGGAUCGACCAGCUGAGCAGUGGCCUGCAGGAUGUGGACAAGACUGUGGCAGAGCUAAAGGACAGACUGAACCGGUUCACCAGGGAGGCUGCAGAGAUAGAGAUACACUUGUCGCAGGCCCAGGAGACCAUCUGCGGUGCUCAGAACUUGGUACAUAAACUGGACAUGGAGUAUUCUCGAUGGCAAACUCAGUUGAAUGAGCUUUCUGAAGGACUGAGUCAUCUGCCACAACAUUGCCUCCUUGCUGCUGCAUUUAUCACGUACCUAUCUGCUGCUCCCCAGGAUCUCAGGAGGCAAAAGAUAGAGCAGUGGUGCCAACUGACAGGAUUGUCACAGUUUUCACUAACCCAGUUCCUGAGCUCAGAGACACAGCAGUUGCAGUGGCAGUCGCAAGGUCUGCCUGCUGACCAAUUGUCAGUCGAAAACGCCAUCAUCAUAACCACGCUAUCUCAAAUGGAUUCAGUGAGCAACCAGAAGGUGUAUGUCCUGGACCCGUCCUCCGCUGCAGUCACGUGGCUCAGGAACUGUCUGGCUGAGGACAAUGUGGAGGUCGUGUCUGCCUCCAGUCCUCGGUUUCAUACCACCUUCGACCUUGCUGUCAGGUUCGGCAAGAAACUGAUCAUCCAGGAUGUGGACAGCGUAGAAGCUACGGUGUAUCCUGUAUUGAGAGGUGAUAAGGUACAGCAAGACGGGAGGAACAGCCUGAGAGUGUAUCAUGUGUCUCGCAGUGCACUACCCCUAACAGAGCCCCACAUAGCUGCAGUAUUGUGUCAGGUCAACUUCACAACCUCUGCUGCAAGUCUCACCCAGCUUGUACUGACUGAGAUUAACUAUGGGAGGAACAGCCUGAGAGUGUAUCAUGUGUCUCGCAGUGCACUACCCCUAACUGAGCCCCACAUAGCUGCAGUAUUGUGUCAGGUCAACUUCACAACCUCUGCUGCAAGUCUCACCCAGCAGUUGGUACAAGCGGCACUGUGCCAGGAGAAACCUCAGCUGGAGAUUCGCCGAGGGGAGCUGUUACGGAGAGAGGAAGAGCUGAAGAUGUCACUGCACCAGCUGCAGGAAAAUGUGCUGCAAGAACUGGCCAAUGCCACUGGCGACAUACUGCAGAACAAGGAGCUGUUGGCCUCCCUGAAUGAGACCAAGCGCAGCAGCAGCGCCAUCUCCGAGUCUCUGGAGGAAUCGGCUCGCCUGAAAGCUGCGCUGCAGAGUGAAUGUGACAUGUACCAGGGGCUGGCAGAGUUCGGCAGCAGGCUCUACUUCGCCAUCAGUGACUUGUCUCGUCUGAACCACAUGUACCAGUUGAGCAUCGGUGCCUUUCUUGCCCUGUUCCAGCGCACUGUUGGCAACCCUGCUCCGGACGAAGCAGCCUGGAAGCUGAGUUUACUACAGCAUGUUUACUUGUACAUGGCCAGAGCUGUGUUCAAGGAAGAUACAUUGACCUUUGCCCUUCACUUAGUUCACAACAUGUGUCCUUCACUGUUCCAGCCUGGCGAAUGGGAACUGCUGAUUGGUCAAGCUGUUGUAUCCAAGGACCUCAGCAAUACACCCGGUACAGUGCCGGCCUGGGUACCGACGGACCGUGCCAGUGCCGUGCUUCACCUACAGAACACUCUACCACAGUUGUCCAGCCAGCUGCAACUGGAACAGGAGGCAGGAUGGAGAAUGUUUCCCCAGUCUGAUCCUCCAGUCAACAUCUCCAGUUUCCAGAGAGUACUCCUGGUGCAAGCCCUAAGACCUGAUCUACUCUAUUCAGCUCUCUCCAAGUUUGCCCUCCAGGCCCUAGGUCUGGGCGUGUUGUCACCACCACCCCUGCGCCUGAACCAGCUGCUCUCGGAGACCAGAGCCACGGAACCAGUGCUGAUACUGAGCCGGGCUGGUACCGAUCCAUCCCAGGAGUUGCGGCAGUUGGCGCAGACCUCACACCGGCAGUACCAUGAGGUGGCCCUGGGAGAGGGCCAGGAGACUCUGGUGUCCUCCAUGUUGUCUGAGGCUGCUAGAGAUGGACAGUGGCUGUGCCUCAAGAACUUGCACCUGAUGAGCAGCUGGCUGCCGGUGCUGGAGAAGCAACUGCUGAGUCUGUCUCCUCAUCAGGACUUCAGACUUUGGUUGAUGUCUGAGCCGCAUGCCAAGUUUCCGUUGAUGCUAGUCAUGGCUUGUCUGAAAGUUACUUACGAGGCUCCACGAGGGAUAAAGCGAAACCUGCUGCGGACGUACUGCGCCUGGGAGACUCAAGCUGAAGUUGUGCAGGCGCAGUUCGUUCUUGCAUGGUUCCACGCGGUGGUACAAGAGCGGCGCACCUACAUCCCCCAGGGCUGGGUCAAACUGUACGAGUUCAACGAUUCCGAUCUUCAGGCUGCACUUCACGUCCUCAAACAGCGGCUCAAGAAAGAUGGACGACACACACGCUGGCAGUUUAUCCAAGGGCUGGGAGAGUCCGCAAUAUACGGCGGCCGGGUGGACAAUGUGUACGACUUGCGAGUGUUGUCAGCUUACCUGCAGUCCUACUUCAACACCAACACUCUCUCGGACAACGCCCCGUUGGCUCCCGGCAUCUAUGUGCCUCGCUCUACGAGUUACCAAGAACACAAGAAGGCUAUAGAGAAGCUUCCAGACCAAGACUCUCCGUCUUUCUUUGGCCUUCCAGCCAACGUGGACAGGUCCUGGCAGCGCAUCACAAGCUCGGCAAUCAUAGACAAACUUAAAGUGCUGGCCUGCUGUGUCCAAUCCCCCAGCAACUUGGACAGACUAGCCUGGCAGGAGCUUCUGUCACCUACCCUCAACUUGUGGAGGAAACUCAACCAGAACCCUAGUUACAUCAAAAUGAAGUUGCCGGAGCCCCGGUCGGACCUGCCACCUGUUCUGAUGUUCUUGCAACAGGAGUUCCGCUUCGGAGUUUUACUGGUGCAGACAAUCCAUCAGGCGCUGUCAGCCGUCACUAGAGCGAUCAAGGGGGCAGUGUCCCCCUCGCCCUCCACACUGCUGUUAGUCAACUCUCUCAUACUCGGCAAGAGCCCUGAGGCAUGGACCAAGACAUGGGUCGGCCCCAGCAGCAGUGUACAGUAUCUACAGGGUGUGAUGGCUCGAGUGUGUGCUCUAUCUGACCUCAAGGACAACUUCACAUCCACGAUUGAUUUGGCCAGUCUGUUCCACCCUGACAUAUUCUUCAGUUCCCUUCGUCAUCAAGCCUCGAGAGAGGGUCAGGUACCUAUAGAUGAAUUGGAGCAGGUGUGUGAGUGGCACAGUUCGAGGGUGGUGGGGAAUGGCGCUGUCACUCUAGUGGGGCUGCAGCUGGAGGGAGCUUCAGUGAGUGGGGGUGGUCUCAUUGCUAACUCAGCGGACUCGCCUGACGUCACCACAGCACCGGACCUCACUGUACACUGGACAUCACAGGGCAAAGAGGAAGGUUCUGGGGAUAAGAUAGCCAUCCCACUGUAUCUGUCUGCUGCCCGUGAACUCGUGAUUACAGAGUUGAGGAUACCUUGCCGGCCCAGCGAGCACAGCAAGUGGGUAUUGGCCGGCACAGCCUUCUACAUCCGAACCUGAAUGUGACUUUCAUGUUUGUGAAUUAAAUCUAGUCAUUUUGAUCUCAA
Homalodisca vitripennis (glassy-winged sharpshooter) is the source of this 14003-nucleotide messenger RNA. RefSeq names its product cytoplasmic dynein 2 heavy chain 1 (gene btv). Bases 70 to 13956 code for a protein of 4628 amino acids. The transcript has 90 exons. The record is from RefSeq and is a predicted model, not a curated record. Gene Ontology annotation, biological process: microtubule-based movement. NCBI's taxonomy places the organism in Eukaryota, Metazoa, Arthropoda, Insecta, Hemiptera, Cicadellidae. Gene Ontology annotation, molecular function: minus-end-directed microtubule motor activity; ATP binding; dynein light intermediate chain binding. Gene Ontology annotation, cellular component: dynein complex.